Messenger RNA from Cyclocybe aegerita, 840 nucleotides. Lineage: Eukaryota; Fungi; Basidiomycota; Agaricomycetes; Agaricales; Hemipholiotaceae. The record is from the annotation of a GenBank genome assembly.
AUGAACGUCCAGUUCUUCAACACUCUCUCCUCAUCUGAAUCCAACCCAGGCCAUAGCCAUUCUCAUGACCAUGGAUCUGGCCACAGUCAUACCCACGACCAUAGCAGACCUGGAGAGCAUGGACACACCCAUGAACACCUAGAGCACGCAGGAAAGUAUUCAGAGCGUGAUCUUCCGGAUUAUUCGUCUCGUAACUUUGAGGAACGCGGAUUCACAGUCGGGAUCGGAGGCCCUGUAGGCUCUGGGAAAACCGCUCUUACUCUUGAGCUAUGCAGAAGGUUGAGAAAAGAAUAUAAUAUCGCCACUGUCACGAACGACAUUUUCACCCGAGAGGAUCAAGAGUUCUUAAUUAAGAAUAAGGCUCUUCCUGCCUCUCGUAUCCUUGCUAUCGAAACUGGAGGCUGUCCACAUGCGGCCAUAAGAGAGGAUAUCAGUGCUAACAUGGGCGCUUUGGAAACCCUGCAGGCUAAGUACGGUUGCCAACUCCUCUUUGUCGAGAGCGGAGGCGAUAACCUUGCGGCAAAUUACUCUCGGGAGCUGGCCGAUUACAUUAUUUAUGUGAUCGAUGUUUCGGGUGGUGAUAAAAUUCCAAGAAAAGGAGGACCCGGAAUUUCUCAGUCUGAUUUAUUGGUUGUCAACAAGAUCGAUCUUGCUCCUUAUGUCGGCGCGUCAUUGGAAGUAAUGGACAGAGACUCGAAGCUGAUGAGAGGUGAUGGCCCGACAAUCUUCGCUAGUGUCAAAGACCAGAAAGGAAUUGACAAUGUAGUUGGCCUUAUAUUGGCUGCUUGGAGGGCUGCAGGGAACCCAGGCACUGUCAGACCAGUGGGAGACGAGGCUUAG